AUGGCAUUUAAUAUAGGCAGUAUCUGGCCUCAAGUUAUCUUCCAUCUUUCCUAUGUGUCUGCCACAAUUUUAGGUAACUAUGCAAGAGAGGGUACGACUGUAUUAGCUACGUAUAAACCAUCAUAUGUGGAACCUGGUAGUGUCAUUUGGAGCAAUUUAACAUCAUGUAUCGUAAUGGGGAUGUUACAAGAAUUAAAUGCUGCAAAAUGGUUUGCACCUGAUGACUUGAAAUCCUUAUUUACAGUAUUAACUACAGGAUUCUGCGGUGCAUAUUCGUCAUAUUCCACACUGAUGUUGGAAACGUUCCAACAAUCAACGAGUUUAUCGCCAUCAAAUAUUAAAGAGCAUAUCAAACUACCUAAUAGAGCAUUUGGUAUGAAAGAGUUUUUAGCUGUUUUAUUAACCCAAUUGUUCACCUCAAUGGGUGCCUACCUUUUCGGCAGAGGUUUAUCCAAAUCAAUUAUUGUACCGUUAACAAGCAAUAAGACCGCCGUCAAACGCAACCAAGAUGAUGAGGAAAAUAAGCCGGAAACAAUUGAGACUGUUGAACUAGUACCUAAACCGUGGGUUCAUAAGAUGGUACGCCUUUGUCAAUGGUUACUUGCAUUACUCGCAAUCCCCCUUAUUGCAACGAUCCUCGUAUUGACUAUAGUAUAUGGUAACUAUUCUCGUGGUAAAUGGACACUGUUUGCGCUAUUCGGGAUAUUCGGUAGUUAUCUAAGAUACCAACUUUCGAAUUGGUGCAAUGGAUGGAUCAAAAAUUUCCCAAUGGGUACAUUCAUCGCCAAUGAAUUGGCUGUUAUUUUAAUCGCAUGUUUCCAAAUUAUUAUCAGAGGCAGGAAAAACUAUCAUGAACAGAGGCCUGUUGCUCAUACUAUGAACUCCUGUCGGGUAACUACAGCACUGGUUAGCGGAUUUUGCGGUUCUCUAAGUACAAUUAGUACUUUCAUCAACGAGGCUUACAAACUAGAAUUUAACUACAUGCUAAUCUACUAUUUUGUCUCUGUCUUUGUCUCCUAUUCUUUACUAGUGGUAAUAAUGGGAUCUUACUCUUGGACAAGGGGCCUGACCAUACCUAUGUGUUGA
Molecule: messenger RNA, 1086 nt
Organism: Zygosaccharomyces rouxii
Lineage: Eukaryota; Fungi; Ascomycota; Saccharomycetes; Saccharomycetales; Saccharomycetaceae
Product: FluC/FEX family fluoride channel
Exons: 1
Coding region: 1-1086 (361 amino acids)
Biological process (GO): fluoride transmembrane transport
Cellular component (GO): membrane
Molecular function (GO): fluoride transmembrane transporter activity
Source: RefSeq, a predicted model, not a curated record